Girardinichthys multiradiatus is the source of this 2573-nucleotide messenger RNA. RefSeq names its product G-2 and S-phase expressed 1 (gene gtse1). The coding region runs from base 199 to 2337 and encodes 712 amino acids. The transcript has 12 exons. Gene Ontology annotation, molecular function: microtubule binding. The record is from RefSeq and is a predicted model, not a curated record. Gene Ontology annotation, cellular component: microtubule cytoskeleton; cytoplasmic microtubule. Lineage: Eukaryota; Metazoa; Chordata; Actinopteri; Cyprinodontiformes; Goodeidae.
GCUGACUCCUUCGUUACGUACCUUUCAGCCAAUGAUUGAGGGGGUCUGAGUCACGUGAACAGCGGCGCAGGAGAUUUGAAUUAUUUGCUAGGUGUGUUGUGUGCGUUGAAGUUUGAAUGCGGAGCAGAAACUAUUGCAGAGAAAUUAAAGGUCUGAAUUGGGUCGGUCUGUUUUCUUCAGAGAGCCGCAAACAGUGAGAUGGACUGCGGAGCUAACAGCGAUCUGUGCCUUUUGCAAGAUGAGAAGUUUGACUUCGAUGUGUCCCUGUCACCUGUCAGCUCCAAAGGUGAAGAAGAUGAUGACGACGAGGUGUUUGAGGGUCUUGUCAGCCAUAAAGAGCAGUGUGUUUCCAUGAACGUAUCAUCUCAGCUCGAGGAAGGUGGCAGUGAUGUGCGGGCCAACUGGACCCCACUAACUGGUGAUCAGCUGGAAGCUGUGUGUAAAGAAGCCCACAGAAUCGCCAGCCAGCUGCAGUGUGGAGAGCCACACGUUGAGGACACCAAUGCUACACAUGCAACCUCUGAUGUGAACAUUAAGAAAGCGCAAGAGGAAUUCAUCCAGGACACUGAAGUUAAAUUAGGAAUGCUGGGUCACUCUGCCCGUGCUCUCAGCCCCGUUAAACGUCAGACCUUCUGUGUGCAGGACAGUCCCAUGAAGCAGCUGCCACCUGCCAUCCAGCGGCACCUGAUGGCAGGAAGCGGCUCUAGCAGAGCAUCAUCCCGCAGCGUCUCAUCUAGCCACCCUGCUACCAGACUCAGCACUUCCAGCCCAAUGGUUGGUACCAGGCCUCAGUCCAGAACAUCGCUGCGAGGAAAAGCUCCGCUAGGUGUUGCUGUAGUGCUACCGAGUAAACCAGUGGCUCCAACUGCUUCCCGUUCAACCAGCAAGAGCGGACUGGAGAAAACCAGACUUCAGCCACCAAGAAGAACUGCAGGAGGUUUGAGGUGGAGCCCAUCCUCUCGUUCUAUUACCAGGGCUCAGUCAUCAGAAGAUUUACUCUCAGAUUCGGUGAGCGUGGCCUCUGACACCAGCGACUGCUCCUUCAACUCCAGCCUACUGGGUAAACGCACACUGGCCCCGCCCUCCAAGAGUACUGGACUGAGAAAGCUCUCAGGUGUUAAAGCUUCACCUCUUCAGAGCGGGAGGGGCACAGACAUGAAGAACACCUCUUCAUCCUCAUCCUCACUGUCCAGCUUUAAUUCUAGCCUGUCCCUGUCCCCAGCUAAAGGUAAACUGAACCCAUCCGUAAACCGAAGUCUGAGCAGCUCCACUGGCCCCGCCCCCAGCAGCAUCAGCGGAGAGCCGGGUCUGAGCAGGCUGUGUCGUUCCACUAUCUGCACCUCUGCAGAGCCGGUUUCCUCCAGAACGGGUUCUCACUCACAGCCCACCCAAGCCAAAAAGCUGCUUGAAGGAGAGCGUGCCAAAGCGACCAGAUCCACGCCCAUGAAGAGAGCAGAGCCCACAUCCAUCCAACCCACUCCCCCAAAGAGAAAGGUAGAGAGAACCGUGUCUCUCAACGUAACCAGCUCAGGUCGGCUGCAGAGCGGUGUGAAGGCCAAAGCUAAACCCGCGGCCCUGGUUCAUCCUACCCCCUACACGGCUGACAAAGGAGUCCAUCAUGCAGAUGGAUUAUCCAAGGCAACAAAGCCAAAAAGGCUCUCAGUCAGCAGCACAGACAGUCGUCCUCAGAAGCUGUCUGCUGGGUCUCUCACGCCUUCUGCUGGUGGCUGUAAGCCUCUGCAGGCAUCUGCACGUCGCCCUUCCGGCCUACCCACCCCGGUUAAGCGCAGGACGUCUACCUUCCAGGCCCCCUCAGAUCAGACCAGGACAUUCAGGCUACCAUCUAGAACAGAUACCAGCAUCACUCGCUGUACAAAUUCAGCAGAGAAACCACAGAGGUGUAGCCCUGUUCCACAAGGCAAACAGGAGGAAGAGCCUGUUCACUUCUCCGACAUUAAGCCCUUCCGUCUGGAGGAGGAGGAGGAGUCCCCUGCCACCCUGCCUUUAAACAGUCCAGAGACGAAGCAAACACACAAUAGUGAUCCUGGCAUGUUGACAGUGAGCGAAACAGUUCCCAACAGCAAUCCGAUCGAACUGGAGAUGACAGAGGAGAGCGCAGUCAAGACCCAGGAGGUUCUCCUGCUGGAUCUCCCUCCUCCAGCUCUCCAGCCCCCAGAGAAACUCCUCAUUGAUCUGGCCAACACCCCCAACCUGAUUCGCACCAACAGCAAGAGCUCCACCACAACUCAGCUAAUUGACCUGAGCUCACCUCUUAUCAAGUGGAGUCCAGAGGAUAAAAAAGAGAACAAUGCUCCGCUCAUCAACUUGUCCUUCUGAUCCUCCCAAAGCUUCAAACAUCUGCAGUUAAUAAUUAGAAUCAGCAGGCGUCUGUUUUCAGAAACCCAGGACACAGUCAAAUUAUGGAAUUAUCAAUGAAGUCUUUACUAAAUCAGAAGAUUGUUUGAAAUGAUAAAAAUAUUUGCGAGACUGAUUAAGUUUUCAACUGAUUGUACUUUUAUUUGUCUCAUUGCUGCUUUUAUUGUCUGAAUAAAUGUUAAAUUCACUACUGUAAA